This is a messenger RNA of Fusarium pseudograminearum CS3096, 636 nucleotides long. RefSeq lists its product as uncharacterized. The transcript has a single exon. Gene Ontology annotation, biological process: GPI anchor biosynthetic process. Bases 1 to 636 code for a protein of 211 amino acids. Gene Ontology annotation, cellular component: glycosylphosphatidylinositol-N-acetylglucosaminyltransferase (GPI-GnT) complex. The record is from RefSeq and is a predicted model, not a curated record. Lineage: Eukaryota; Fungi; Ascomycota; Sordariomycetes; Hypocreales; Nectriaceae.
AUGCUCUCGAUAUCGCCCCGUCUUCACAUUCGCCAUCCCUCUCCAACAACCGCCGAAUUCACUGUAACGACCCUUCGGCCGCUCCCGCCAGCAUUACACACCGUUGUUCUCAUCUCCCGCGUCGUCCUCUCCAUCUUCACUCUUCUUCUCCUUCAUGCACGCCUGACCCUCCAUCCACUACUCGCCUAUGCCGCGCCGUCUCUUCUGAAGAUUAUCCCACCCUCAUACCUCCGCGCACCAACCUCAAUUGGCUCCGUCGCGCAGGACAUACCGCUUUCUGUACUUGUCCCAGCCAGUAUAGCUGUGCUAUGGCUGUCCAGUCGAAGGGGCUAUGUGAGCGAGAGCAUCCUGGUCAUGAGAGGGUUGGGCGUGCAGACGAGUGAGAGUCCUGGAAGUUAUCUGGCUGGCACGGCUACGAGGUUCAUACCCACCGAGAAAAUCCAGGACAUCCUUCUUAACGAAGCGUUUCUUGGGUUCGAGGUUAGGUACUACCUCAUUGUCAUUGUCGAGGGCGAGGAUGAUGUGGUAGUUGUGUUCCCUGGCUUAUUACCGCGACGGAAGAUCGUGGAGGAAGUAUGGAGGGGCGUUAGGAGAUGCUUGUAUGAGCAGAGAGGCGAAGACAAAGUACAGGCUUGA